GGAGGCGGAAAACAACAAACGAGUGUGGUGUGUUCCGUCUCCUGAGCGUGUUUAUCUUUGUUAGCUACAUUUUUGCAUAGUUUAAACUAAAAGCAGUCGCCAUGCCUGUCAUUUGUGCGGCGCCAGGCUGUAAUAACAAGUUUGUGAAGGGCUCGGAAAUCAGAUUUUACAGGUUCCCUCUCAGCAAACCUCAGCUCGCCAGCAAAUGGGUGCAGAGCCUGGGGAUGAAAAACUUCAUCCCAACUGCCAACACUUGCCUCUGCUCCGAGCACUUCAGGACCGACUGCUUCAGGGACUACAAUGGCAAACAGUUUCUGAGGGAGGAUGCCGUGCCCACAAUAUUCACCCCGGGACAGGACUCGUCGAAGAUUGAGCUGCGCAAAAGAGGAGUAGUACCAAAGGAGACAAAUGUGGCGAAUCAGAUGGGAACACAAGCAGACAGAGACAAAGUGAGGGAUGCGGCCAUGCGCAGGGACAAAAGAGGAGGGAUGAGGGGUGGACGAGGAGGAGGACGUGGAGGAAAACUUCUGUCUGACAGGCAGAGCGGCGCCACCAAAAGCAGAGUGUACGACAACAAAGGCCGGCUGCUGUCCAACGGCAGAGACAUGUGCGACUGCCUGGAUGUGGACUGUAUGGGCUGCUUCUACCCCUGCCCAGAGUGUGGAUCGCGCAAGUGUGGGGUCGAGUGCCGCUGCGACAGGAAGUGGCUGUAUGAGCAGGUGGAGGUGGAAGGUGGAGAGAUAAUCCGGAACAAAUUUGUUACCUAAUUACCAGUGACUCCUUUUGAAUUGUUGAAUCGUGACGUCAGGAGACAUCUUCCUGUUUGCUGAAUUCAAAUGUAAAUCAACUUGAUUCAUA
This is a messenger RNA of Nematolebias whitei (Rio pearlfish), 858 nucleotides long. It is a transcript of the gene arl14ep, whose product is annotated as ADP-ribosylation factor-like 14 effector protein. Lineage: Eukaryota; Metazoa; Chordata; Actinopteri; Cyprinodontiformes; Rivulidae. The record is from RefSeq and is a predicted model, not a curated record. The transcript has 5 exons. The coding region runs from base 102 to 767 and encodes 221 amino acids. Gene Ontology annotation, cellular component: intracellular membrane-bounded organelle.